Messenger RNA from Aureobasidium musti, 252 nucleotides. The record is from the annotation of a GenBank genome assembly. Lineage: Eukaryota; Fungi; Ascomycota; Dothideomycetes; Dothideales; Saccotheciaceae.
AUGUCCGCCUCCGCAGAUGUUUUGGCCCAGGCCAAGGUUGAGAUCGACCUCGCCGCCAUCCCCGAGGGCAAGAACGUCAUCAUCAAGUGGAGAGGAAAGCCUGUCUUCGUCAGACACCGUACCGCCGACGAGAUCAAGGAGGCCGAGGACGCCAAGUGGGAGUCUCUCCGUGACCCCCAGCCCGACUCUGACAGAGUCAAGAAGCCCGAGUGGCUCGUCAUGCUGGGUACGUUCUUCUACAGGCCCAAUUGA